This is a messenger RNA of Pelmatolapia mariae (spotted tilapia), 4816 nucleotides long. Its product is annotated as centrosomal protein of 128 kDa-like. Lineage: Eukaryota; Metazoa; Chordata; Actinopteri; Cichliformes; Cichlidae. The record is from RefSeq and is a predicted model, not a curated record. Bases 521 to 3700 code for a protein of 1059 amino acids. The transcript is spliced from 25 exons. Gene Ontology annotation, cellular component: spindle pole; centriole.
UCAACUUGCCACAGCACGGUGAAGCUGAGGGUUGUUCUUCUGAUGGCUGUCUUCCGCAUAGCGUGAAUUCAACCUCUUCUCUUUAAUUAGCAUCUGACGGUAGCUUGUAUUCCAUCUGAUUCUGCUUUGUAGUUUUUGUUUUGUAGUCUUAUCGCAAGGUUAAAUUCAUUGGCUAACGUUUAGUUAGCUAGCUGGCUAACGUUUACAGGAGUUUCCACUUGUUGCUAGCCAGGAGGAGCAUCGCCCACAACAAUGCCAGGAUACCCUUGGUUCUCGUGGUUUCCUUGACAGAUAUCUGUUUCCUUAUGUGUGGUCAAAACAAUGGUGACACGGCUCCCAUGUGUGGCUGUUGUGACAGAGUUAUCAAUUGUAAAAAAAAAGAAAAAAGUUUACAGGCAUCCCAUUUUCGUUCUUAAUCUGAUUAACGGUACACUUAACAGCGUUUUCCGCUGAUGAAAGUAGUGCUGCGCCAUACUUUGCGAAGUCAGCCGUUUACGGUGUCCGCUCCUCGUCUCAAAGUAUGGAUAUAUCCAGCGACUCUGACUCAUACGGCAGGACCCCGGACCACCGGUCACGGCGGCGUGAAGCCCACCGCAGACCUGGCCGGGAGAGGGCCAGAGGCAACGGGAGAGAAAUCGACGGGCGAACCGUAGACAUCUCCGAGAAAAUCAGCACUCUUGCAAACACCUUACAGGACACCAGCAGGAACUUGACCAAAGUAGACAAGAUGCUGGGUCAGUACAGGGAGCACACAGACGACCAGGCUGAAGCCAUGGCCCUGCUUAGGGAGAACCUAGAGGAGUCAAUCAGCCAGCUGCAGACACAGAGGCGAUCCAACGGGGUUCGGAGCUCCUCAGCCUCCACCCUGCAUACCAGCGACCUGGAAGCUUUCUCAGGAUCAGAAGGCCAGCGUUUCUACCCCACUUCUCCACUUAAGGAUUACACGAGCCCUCCAGGAAGGAGGAGGAGGUCUCAAUCUGCCAAUGUUCGCUUCAAGGAUACCAGCCUGGAAGGAGACGGUAUUCAUACCCUGCACCAGUCCUUGAGGGAUCUGCGUUGUGACCAGCAGAGACUGUCUGAUGACCUGGAUAGAGAAAUCCUCCGGAGGAACCGGGCUGAUAUUGACACCAGGCGGGCGAUGGAAAGCCUCACAGAGCACAUGACAGCUUCCCUGAGACAGGACUCAGUGUCGUCUCGUGUGGAGCGGCGUCUGCAUGAGCUGGAGAGAGAGAUGCACGGCGAGCAGAGGAGCACGGGCGGAGAGAGGAGGCCGGAGCAGCGGGCGGCCGUGUCUGACGAGCCGCAGGAGACUUUAGGGAGAUGCCAAAUUGGAGCCAGUGAAAGAGAGGAGAAGAUGGCAGCCAGGCUGCUCAAAGCAGACAGGGAGAAAUCCAAGAUGGGGCAGGAACUAGAGAGAGCCAGAAGAUUGCUGGAACAGUCAGAAGAUAGCAGAGAGUCCCUCGUUCAACAGGUGGAGGACAUGCGCUGCGAGCUGCAAAGGACAAGGGAGGAGAAGACAGGGCAUGAGAGGGCACGGCUGGAGACUUCUCGGCCCAGUGCUCAGCCACAUGGCAGCUAUGCUGACAAGGAUGGUGGAAGAGGUGGGCUGCAAGGGCCAGAUCGCUCAGACCUGGAAAAGGAAGUGGCAGAACUGCGUGUUCAGCUGUGCAAAGCCUCGGUCCGUGGUGAAGUCGAAGAACUGAAGAGGGCUCUGGACUGUAAAGAGAGGGAGAGGGUCCAGCUCAGCUUACAGUUGAAGGAAUUAUCGUCAGACCUGGCGGUGCGAGAGCAACAGCAGCAGCGAAUGCUGGAACAGCUGAGGGACAUACAGAGCCGAGGGCAAGCAGAGAGGAGAGAGACGGAGGCAUUACUCCUCGAGAGCACAAGGAGCAGAGAUGAAUUGAAGACCAGAGCCCAAGAGGCUGUGCGCCAGUGGAGGGCAAAGUGCAGGAGACUGCAGAAGGAGCUGGAGGAGGCGAGGGCUCAGGCUCAAUUUCAUACUGACAAGGCCUCACAGGCAGCCAGGGAAAAGGGAAACUCUCAAGCCCAGCUGAAGGCGCUGAGCCAGCAGACUGAAGCAGCCCGCAGGGAGCUCGCUGAAAUCCUAGGCCGCUUGGCCCAACGUGAAGAGGAGCUCCACCGCAAGGACGUGGAGCUGUCGGAGACACACCAGCGCCAGUUGUCACUGCAGCAGGAAAUCCGGGAGGUGAGGGAGGCCUCAGCCACCCUCGAGGAAGAGACUCGGCGUCAGGCCGCCGUCCGAGCAAGACUGAAAGAAGAGAACCAGAGGCUGCAAGAACAAGCUGACACCCAAGCUCGCCGUUUUCAGAGGGACCAGGACGCACAUGCUGAGCUCCAGGCUGCCCUGAAGCAGAUGACUGCAGCCCACGCCCAGCUCACCCAGCGGUUGUCUGAAGAGGAGAACUGCAGGAAGGAGCUCCAAAAGAGCACAUCAGAGCUUCAGGCCAAGCUGACAGCGCUACAGGAAGAACGGACUGUGCUCAGCAAGCAGCUGCAGCUCGAGAGAGAGGUGCAUCAGAAGGAGCUAGACGGCUUGAAGGCCACAAUGGAGGACAGCAAUGCAAAGAAGGCUCGUGAAGUGCAGGACAUGCUACAGGUCUGCUGUCAGGAGCGAGACGAAAUACAGGCACAAAUGAGAGAGCUGAAGGCAGAUGCAGCAUCAGACAAAGAGCUGUGUGGGGCGCUGCGCAUCAAGUUGGACAGGAUGAAGGAUGAAUGUGAUAAGCUGGCAGCACAGCUGAGCACAAAAGAGGAGGCGCAUGCACUUCUCCACAGAAAAUACCAGCUACUCAAACAGGAAGUGGAAGACAAAGUCAGGUCAGCCGAGCGGAGACGUGUUUCGGAGUCGGAACUUGUUAAGUUGGAGCAGAAGGUAUUGGAAAUGGAAUCGGAGCAAGAGGCAGUCCUUACAUCUUUGGGCGAGGAACUAGACGCAGCCUGUCGCAGCCUGGCUAGGAACGGCGAAGACAAGCUCCAGGCAAUUUCUCAGAGACCUGAACUGGUGAAGGACUCGCACCGCUGGCUGGCUGAGACUAAGACCAAGCUGCGCUGGCUGUGUGAGGAGGUGCGUGAGCGCGACACUAGAGAACAGCGCCUGAGGAGGCAACAUCAGCAGACCAGGGAUCAGUUGAAGACCCUCAGGCAAAGCUGCGACUCAGAGCAGAGAGCUCUCCUGCAGCGCCUGGACCAACAGGAGAAGCUGAUGCACUCUCUCAGCACUGAAAAGAAAGAGCUGCUGGAGAGAAGUCGCAAGAAAGAGGAGGAAAUGAGAAGCCUUCAGGACCGUGUUUUGGAUCUGGAGAUGAAUACAAGAGUAGCCCUGGAUCAUUUGGAGUCUAUUCCAGGAAAACAGCUUCUUAUGGAGAACUUCAAAGAUUUGGAGGACUCACAGCAGCAGAGGGAGGUGGUAGAGGAGCGCUACGCCAAAUACAAAAAGAUCGUCUGGGACCUGCAGCACCAGCUGGAUGAGUCCAAACGCAGGAUCCAAGAGUACAGACACGAGAAGUUGGAUGCCACUUCCAGGAGCCUCAAACUGGCUGCUCUUUCUUCCACUAUCAAAGGCUCCAGCACGUUCCUUAGCAGCUCGCUGAGAUCUGACACACUGUCGCCUCUCAAACGCCUGACCACUUCAGACCUGGACAACUCCAGAGUCGACGGGGCCAAACCUCUCGCAGAUUAGUUCAACCUUUAGCAAACCUUUAUCUAUCUCUACAAACACACACACACCGACUCUACCUGCCUGGUGCUCAUCCAGAGCGAAACGUAGUGAGAGGCCUUGCAGUCGACGCUAAUCCUCCACGACUACCUCAGCCAGGCAGUCGGCGAAUGUGCUCGGGACCGAGACUGUGACAUUUUAUUAGAGCGAAACUUUAAGAAACACUUUAAAACAUGAGCUAAAUAUCUGCACGCUGUAAAGAGUUUAACUGUUAUUUAUAAUCAUGAAUGUAUUUCAAAGCAAAAUGGUUUCACUGUUCCAUGUUCUUGUCUUGUUCUAGAUAUGGUUAAAUGUCUACGUUCUGCUCUUAUCAUCAUGUGUUUCUGCUAAAAGACAAACUCCAUAAAUGAACUCGCAGUGCCUUCUGAACAAUAUGCAGUUUUUUAAAACUAGCGCAAUGUGACAAAUCUUUUUGUGUGUGAGUUUCCAUCCAACUCUUGAUGAAUGAGAAACUCUUUCUAUGUUUUGUAUACUGCAGUAUUUAUAUUUGUAAGAAAGAAGGAAACGAGCACAGUUAGAUGGUUAUUUUUUUCAUGAAAUAUGAAGGAAGUGUAUGCACUAUGAAUAAAUCUGCAUGGAGCUAAAUGUCUAGUCCUCUAUGCACACUUGAUGUCCCCUUCAUUUCAGACUGAAGUGUUUGCUUUGCAGCAGCUGAGAGACUCCAGCUACUCCCAGCGGUAUCUUUUGCUUUCAGCUGAAAUCCUUCAGAGGGACAACCUAAAGCCACACACGAGAGGAACGUCCUUUUAAUUUACUGCUCGGCUGUUAAGGCAGAAAUACAGUCCCCGGUGCGUGAAUAUUAAAAAAUGUUUACAUAAUCUUUGUUUGGACUUUCUGUGUUUUGCACGGGUUGGGUUGUGUACAGCAUAAAACCAGAUGUCACUGGAUUCUGGCAGAUCAGGGAAGCUCAAACUGAUGCAAAGGUCAAAGAUUCCUCCGUAUAUAAGUGAAUACAUUAAAUACUGUUAAAUUUUUUUUUCAUCACUACUGAUUUGAUAAAACAUUGCAAAUACAAAAGACAUUUUUUAUCGGCCUGUCACACUUCUGUCAUUAUCUGCCUGUAUUAUGUCAUUUAUUCCU